AUGGCGGCCGUCCACAAUGGCACCAACGGCAUGAACGGCGCCUCGUUCCCUCCGGCGCGUUUUUCCAAAGUCCCAGAGUCGAUUUCGGUCCCCGUAGCCGACGAGGAUGGCAUCGUCGACAUCGACCUCGAGUUGGGCGAGCAGAUCGAAGACGACCCGACGGAGCUGCUCACGCUGCUCGAGACGGAGCGCAGCGCCAAAACCACGUGGGUCAUGGUCGCCAUAGCCUACGCGAAGCACAAGAAGCUAGACGUGGCAAUCGAAGUGCUCGGAAAAGCCAUCAGCGUCUUUGCCCAUGCGCGCAGCGAUGAGAAGCUCAGCAUCCUCAAUGCGACGUGCUGGCUGUACCUCCUCAAGUGUCGCGAGGCCCCGCGUGUCAACAACAACGACCCCGACGUCAAGACCAAGGACUACUACCUUCAGCAGGCGACUGGCGUCAUCAACGAGGCGUCGCGCAUCAGCCCUUCGUACCCGCCGCUCUACCUCGCCCGCGGCGUCCUGUACCUCCUCCGCGCAUCCAUGGCGAAACAAGGUGUCUCCAGCGCCACCGGGCCGAAUGCUGUCAACACAGAGCGCAUGGACACGCUGAAGCAGGCGGUCAAGUGCUUCGAGGAUGCCAUUCGCGCGUCGGGCGGCAAGAACCUCAUGGCCAAGAUGGGCAAGGCGCGUGUCAGCUACUCCAUGGGCAAAUAUGCCGAGGCCCUGAAGGCAUAUCAGAGCAUCUUGGAAAGCUCGCCUGGUCUAAUCGACCCAGAUCCGCGCAUCGGUAUCGGAUGCUGCUUCUGGCAGCUUGGCUUCAAGGACGACGCCGCUACCGCUUGGCAAAGGUCUCUCGAGCUGAACCCUCAGUCCAAAAUCGCUCUGACGCUGCUUGGUCUGCACACCUUGAACAAGACGUCCACGCUUCCUGCGACCGAUCCGUCUUUUGCCGAGUUCACCACGAGUUCCAUCAGAAACUACAUUGCUCCUUCGCUCAAAGUGGAUAACAAGUACCCUCUCACAUGCGCCACUCUUGCCAAGUGGUACUACAUCUCCAAAGACAUGGACAAGGUUGAGAAACUCUCUCGACGUGCCAUCGAACUCACUGAUGUCAAUGCCAUAGCAAGUGACGGCUGGUACCAGUUGGCGCGGAAAGAACACCAGCUUGGGGACCUUAACAAGGCUACGGACUACUACCAAAGAUCCGAUCUUGCUCGUGGAGGUGACAACGCCGGGUACACGCCCGCCAAGUUUGGAUCUGCCCAACUGAGGGUAUUGAAACAUGACCACGAUGGUGCCAAGUUCCGUUUGGAGAAAAUUCUGCAGCAACAAUCGCCUGUCGUGGAAGCGCAAACUCUUCUUGGCACACUCUAUGCCGAGGAGGUCUUCUCUGGACAGGCAGGAAAGGAUGACAAGUCAGCUGCGCUCAAGAAGGCAUUGAAAUACUUGGAAGACGUUCAAAAAGCCUGGAAGGACACGAAGAGGAAGCUGACACCCGACCCGUCCGUGCUGCUCAACCUCGCCCGCCUGUAUGAGACCGAACACCCGGAAAAGAGUCUGAAGUGCCUCGAAGAAGUUGAACAGAUCGAGCUGGAUGGCAUACCCGAGGAGGACCGUCCGGACGUCGAAGAUGAAGCAGAGCUAAAAAAUGCGCUUCGUGAGCUAUUGCCACCCCAAUUGCUCAACAACAUGGCAUGCUUCCAUUACCAGGCUGAGCGCUACUUGCGUGCGCGAGAGCUGUUCCAAGCGGCACUUCAGGGCUGUGUCAAAGCUGCAGACAGGGACGAGAGUAUCGACACCGAUGCGCUAGUUACUUCGAUCAGCUAUAAUUUAGGCCGAACGUACGAGGCUGAAGGGAUGCUGACCGAGGCCAAGGGCGUUUUUGAGGGUCUUCAGAAUCGUCACCCUAACUACAUUGAUGCCCAGAUCCGUCUUGCAUACAUCGCUCUCAGGCAGCAGCCCACAGACGAGGGCCCUAAGGCUGUUAAGGAUCUCGUGAGGGGCCACGAGGACAACCUUGAGGUUCGUGCUUUGUACGGCUGGUAUGCCAACAAGUCGAAGAAGCGAGGCGUGCCUUUUGCGGAAGACCAAGAACAAAGACAUUACAAGCAUACGUUGCAGAAGUUCGACAAGCAUGACACGUAUUCUCUCACCGGCAUGGGUAACAUUCACCUCGCGAUUGCGCGUGAAAUGCGACGAGACACCGAACAAGACAAAGAGAAGAAGCGCAAGAUGUAUGAGCGAGCUGUCGAAUUCUUCAACAAAGUUCUGGAGUUGGACCCACGGAACGCAUAUGCCGCGCAAGGCAUUGCUAUCGCCAUGGCAGAGGAUAGGAAGGAGCAUUCAACAAGCCUUCAAAUCUUCAUGAAGGUCAAGGACACUCUCAAGGACUUCAAUGUGUACAUGAACCUAGGUCACACCUAUGGUGAGCUGAAACAGUACGCUCGUGCGAUUGAGAACUACGAGAUAGCCCUGAAUAAAAAACCGCAUGACUUGAACAUAAUUGCAUGUCUUGGCCGCGUCUGGUUUGUGCGAGGAAAGAGCGACCAGAGCCUGUCACACAUGAAAACCGCAUUGGACUACUCGCAGCAAGCCCUCAAGCUCGCACCCAACCAGAACCACUUGCAGUUCAAUGUAGCCUUCGUGCAAUUUCAGAUCGCACAGCUCGUAUACAACCUGAAGGAGACUACGCGAACUCUCGUCGACGUCGAAGAGGCCCAGCAAGGCCUGGAUGAAGCCAUCAAGAUGUUCGAAGCCGUGGCGAACUCCGAGAAUCCACCUUAUCCCAAGGACGAUAUCAUCCAGCGUGCAAACAUGGGUCGCAACACGAUGGCCAAGCAACUCCAGCGUAGCCACGACAAGCAAGCGGAGUACGAGAGGGAGAACGCAGACAAACUCCAACAGGCCCGUGAAGCACGCGAAGCCGAAAUCAAGAAGCGCGAAGAUGAGAAGCGCCGAGUGGCCGAGGAGCAGGCCGAGCGCGCGCGCAAGAUCUUGGAGGAGCGGCAGAAACUCGAGGAGCGUGACAGGGAGUACAUGGAGCGUCGUAUCGAAGAGGACCGGCGGCGCCAGGAGCUCAUCGACGACAGCGAGAUGCGCAGGAGCGAGCGACGCGCAAAGGGUAAGGGCGGCAAGCGGAAGAAGAAGGGCGACGCCGACGAUUCCGAGACCGAGGCCGGCGGUUCAGACUCAGAGGCCAGCGCGAAGCCGCGCAGGCGCAGGAACAAGAGCGCGGGUGCUUCGGGCACGGACGGUCUCUCCGACGAGGAGCGGCCUCGAGCGAAGAAGAGGAAGCUCGCCCGCAAAAACGAGCCUGCGGGCAAAUACAAGUCAGCCGAAUUCGUCGACGACGACAGCGACGACGAGCUCCCGGAUGCGCCGGCGCCUGCAGCUGACAAUGAAGACGCUAUGCCGAGCGGGGACGAGGAUAUCUCAGCACCGCGGGCUGCUGGACGGAAGCGCGUCGUUGACGAGGAUGAAGAUGAGGACGACGACGUCGCGGCGCCAACUAACAAUGGUGAUGGCGCUGGUGUAACUGCCGUGGAUGAUGAUGAAGAAGACGAGUAG
This is a messenger RNA of Paraphaeosphaeria sporulosa, 3546 nucleotides long. RefSeq lists its product as uncharacterized. Gene Ontology annotation, biological process: regulation of DNA-templated transcription. Gene Ontology annotation, molecular function: DNA-binding transcription factor activity; RNA polymerase II complex binding. NCBI's taxonomy places the organism in Eukaryota, Fungi, Ascomycota, Dothideomycetes, Pleosporales, Didymosphaeriaceae. The record is from RefSeq and is a predicted model, not a curated record. The coding region runs from base 1 to 3546 and encodes 1181 amino acids. Gene Ontology annotation, cellular component: Cdc73/Paf1 complex. The transcript has 3 exons.